This is a messenger RNA of Cephus cinctus (wheat stem sawfly), 2668 nucleotides long. RefSeq lists its product as uncharacterized. The record is from RefSeq and is a predicted model, not a curated record. The transcript has 2 exons. The coding region runs from base 66 to 1640 and encodes 524 amino acids. Lineage: Eukaryota; Metazoa; Arthropoda; Insecta; Hymenoptera; Cephidae.
UAUAUACCUCCAAUUUGAGCCAACGUAGAGCAGUACUCGUUACAAUGUUAAGAAAUUAAAUUCAAAUGGUACGUGUUCGUAAUUUUAUUCAGUGUAUAGCGAGUACGAAAAUGAUAAUAAUUUUGGGAACUGCCCUGAGCGUCGGAGUCGUCGCAGCUUGUACAGUGCCUUGGUUUUAUUGGAAUAAAUCAAGAAGGAGGAGCAAUAAUGAACAUUCUGCUGGAUCGGAAAAUGGACAGGAUCACGGAUCGGUAAAUUCAUCGAUUCCUGAAGGAAUUGACACUCGACGCUUAUCUGGAUCAGCAGAUUCUUAUCAAUCAUCUCAAAUAGAAAUCAAGAUAAGCGGCAUCAGUCGUGAACAAUUUUUAAGAAACCUGAUGUCAUCUGGAGCAACGCAGGAAAACGAGGCUUUGCGCUAUGCCGAAGUACCAGAAAAUAGAGUAAUUUCCGUACCGGAAAUUGCAUCAGUUCAGACAACGCAAUCUACAAUGGGAAGACAUACUGUAUCUGAAGGCUCUGAAAUUAAACCAGAUAUUCAAAAUACAGAUAAUUCAUGUAAAUCACCGAUUAAAAUAAUGCAAUGCCAAACAAAUAUGGAUGAUCAACCAGGUCCGUCGUCUUCCGGUUUGCACAAAACCUCCGAAACGGAAGUGACGAGAUCAUUGGACUUACCGAAAGAACGACUGAUUGAGCCGACGAAAAGUACAGCCUCCCAGUACCAAACGGCUCCAUCGUUCGUUAAUGCGGUCAAUGAAUCUAUACGAAGUGAUACAGGGACUCCUGGCGCAACGAAAAGCACAGACAGGAAAUACUUAUCAAAUAUAUCGAAUAAAUUGAAAACUAUGUGGAUUAAUGUAAAGCGAAAAAGAUCGUCAGAUAGAUCGUUAGAAAUGGAACCUGCUAAUAAAGAAAAUUUAGAAAACAAUCAUCCAACCAGUCAUUCGACGUUGCUGGAAAAGAGUAAAGAAGAGUCUCAACAACUUCAGAACGAGGUCCUGCGUGGAGUUGCUGCAAUCUUAGCGCGUAGUCGAGAGCGCCUUGACGAUGAUUAUAACGAGCCUACAAUGAUUAUCAAGAUAAGUGGACUGGAUCGUGGGGCUUUACAUGAUUUUGUGAAUAACACAAAUUUUGGAAAUCGCCAUGCAUCCUCUUGUAAAUCCGAGCAAUCUAACCUGUCCUUAAACUUAGAGAUGGAUGAGUGGGAAUCGGAUAGUAUUGAUGAAGACAAUGAUAAUCAUGCCAGAAAUGAUUAUCCUGAAACUGAUACACCGACAGUUGAUAAGCGUUCUAGAGUUCGUCAUCACAGUAGUUUACCUAUAAAAUCCAAAAGGAAUCAUUCAAAUAGUCUUAUGUCUUUUCGACCACCGAAAAGAAUGACUAAAACUUUGGAAUCGUCGAGAUUAAAUUUAGGCGACGGAGAUGAUCGAUUGAAUAUGACAAUUAAUGAGAAUGACGAUUCUGCUAUUAAUGGAUAUUCAUCGAUUGAUCCAUCGUCAAGAACAUCUUAUAUGUCAUUACCUAAUACAGUAAAUGAAAAUACGUCCGAUGACUGUAAUCAGUUACAGCAAGCACGUAAAGGCAGUAGAGGAGACUUUUUUGAAUCAGUCAGUAAAGUAAUGGAUCGUUUAUCAAAUUGGUGAUUAGAAUGAUUUAUAACUGAUCGAUUGAUAAUAACAAUCAACUGUGAUCAUCAGAACAUACCUUAUAAGCUCUAUAAACGAAAUUCCAAUAAGGAUGCAGUGAUUAAAUCACAUCCUUUAUUAACUGCCAAAUCACUUAUUUUACUACACGUUAGCACCUAUAUAUUAUUUAAAAUAAAGAAUACGACUACUUUAAGUAUUUUAGUAAUUGAGUAUAUAAAAUAAAAAGUUUGUAAUUUUGUAAAUAUAUACAUUUGUAAUACAAAAAUUAAUUAUAUAUUAAUCGCAGAAAUAAUCAAUUUGAUCAACUUUGAUUUUAACACUGUCUAACACACAAUAAAUUAUUUACAAUAUAUAUAUAUGUCAGAAUUUCUAAUGCUUGGAACGAAUACUGACGUAAUAAAGAUAUUUUUAAAAAUCCAAUUUCCAGAAUUCUAUGAAUUUGACUUGUCAGAUGAAUUUUCACUUCUGUGUUUGUUCCGCACAAAUAUCACUCGUAAAACCAGUAUCCAACGUGCUACAUCAAAAUUCUCAAAAUUGUCAUUUUUGUUCAUGGUCCAUCAGAGCGUCUGACAUAAUUUGUAUAUUGUACAUAUUAUUCAAAUCUAUAUUUAGAUCAUAACCCUGGACAAGACAUUUUUUGCUUCCAUGAUACCAGACUAUCACCACGAACUACGACAAUUCUUAUUCAACGUGACGUAUGAGCAAGAAUAUAACAAUAAUAUAAAAUAAUCACACGCCAAACCCAAAUAUCCUUGCGAAUAUCUCUUAAUGCUUUUUAUAUCGACAAAUACUGACGUCAGCAUCAGGACCACUACACGAGAUGAAUACAAAUAUAGAUCAUCGAUUAAGAUCAUAAUGUCCGUUUGGAAAUUCCAUUGAAUAAAUUAUCUAGAUAUUCAUACGACCGAUCGCAACCUUAUUUUUGUUUAUUUUGGUACACCCGUAGGAAAAACUCCCAUUGCCUGUGGUGUUUUGUCAAACGUUAUGGUUACUCAUUGAUAUCCAUUGAUUUACUACACGCGGGU